Condylostylus longicornis is the source of this 2336-nucleotide messenger RNA. RefSeq names its product alpha-N-acetylglucosaminidase (gene Naglu). The coding region runs from base 1 to 2229 and encodes 742 amino acids. The transcript has 4 exons. Lineage: Eukaryota; Metazoa; Arthropoda; Insecta; Diptera; Dolichopodidae. The record is from RefSeq and is a predicted model, not a curated record.
AUGAUUCAGUUGAAUAAAACACAAGGUUUAUUAAAUAGAGAAGAAUUGCAAGAAAAUCUUCUACAAAUUCGCUCAAAAACUUCUCCAAAAAUUCAAGAAGAAGCUGCUUUAUUUGUUAUUUCACGACUAAUUCCAAACCAUACUCAUUUAUUUGCUGUAGAAAUUUCAAAUGAUCAUAUUAAAAAGUCCCGCUAUUUUGAGCUAAUCAAGUAUCCCAAUAUAUCAACUGUUUUAAUACGGGCGAGUGAUGGUGUUUCUGCCUGUAAAGGAUUCUAUCAUUAUAUUAAGUACAAAUUAAAAUGUCACAUUUCAUGGACGGAAACACGCAUUGUUAUUCCAAAUGUGCUACCAGAAAUUAAUAUGAGAUCAGAAAGUUUAAGCUCAUUUAUUUAUCAUCAAAACGUUUGUACAUGGGGUUAUAGUUUUGUAUGGUGGACUUGGCAUGAUUGGAGACGACAUAUUGAUUGGAUGGCUUUGAUGGGUAUUUCUAUGUCAAUAGCUCCCAUUCAAGAAGAAAUCUGGACACGAGUUUACAAGAAUUUUGGUUUAACUAAAGAGGAAAUCGAUAAUCAUUUAGCUGGCCCAGCUUUUCUUCCAUGGCUGCGAAUGGGAAAUAUUAGGGGAUGGGGUGGUCCUCUGAGUAACAAUUUCAAAUUGCAGCAAAUGAAACUACAAAAAAAAAUAAUAAAAGCAUGUCGAGAUCUAGGUAUAACAAUUGCUAUUCCAGGAUUUGAUGGGCAUCUUCCAAAGGCGAUGAAAAGAAUUUUUCCAAACACAACAUUAACUCCUGUCAAUUGUUGGAAUAAAUUUACAGAACAGUAUUGCUGCCCAUUAUUUUUAGAUCCAGAAGAACAACAAUUUAAAAUAAUUGGAGAAGCGUUUUUAAAGGAAAUUGUUAAGGAAUAUGGAACAGAUCAUUUAUAUUUUGUAGAUCCAUUUAACGAAGUUGAACCCAGAUUACCAAGUCCUGAAUAUUUAUCAAAAUCAGCUAUUAAUAUUUAUGAAACGAUAAAAGCAGUUGAUAAUAUGGGAAUUUGGUUACUUCAAGGUUGGAUGUUUGUGGAAAAUCCAUUCUGGUCCAAAGAGUUAAUCAAAUCCUUCUUGACAGCUGUCCCACAAGGAAAAAUUAUAGUUCUUGACUUGAUGUCAGAACAGUUUCCACAAUACGAAAGAACUGAAUCUUACUAUGGACAACCAUUUAUAUGGUGUAUGCUGCAUAAUUUUGGUGGAACACUUGGAAUGCAUGGUUCUUUAAAUAUCGUGAACACAAGAAUUGGUAUUACCAUAAACAUGGAAAAUAGCACAAUGAUAGGAGUUGGUAUCACCCCCGAAGGAAUAAAUCAAAAUUAUGGCAUAUAUGAAUUUGCUUUAGAAAGAGGUUGGGAACAUAAAGAUUUCAAUGUAAAAGACUGGUUUUAUAAAUAUAUUGAAGCAAGAUAUGGUAUUAAAGACGAAUAUUUAGAAAAUGCCUGGGAAAUAGUGCUUAGAACUGUUUAUUCUUACAGAGGGUUAAUAAAAUUACACGGAAAAUAUACAAUAACAAGGCGACCGAGUUUAAAGAUUGAACCAUACAGUUGGUACGAUCCUGAAGACUUUAAGAAUUCUUUGAAAUUUAUGUUGGAAGCAAAUUCCUCCGUUUAUAAUAAUCCAUUAUACCAAUAUGAUUUGGUAGAUAUUACUAGACAAUUUUUGCAGCUUGUAGCCGAUAAAUUGUACUUCAAGUUGAAAGAAUCAUAUAAAACCAAAAAUUUAACUUCAUUAGAAGAAACUAUUCAAAGUAUGAUUAUUUGUUUUAACGACUUAGAAAACAUUUUAGCAAGUAAUAAGGGUUUCCUACUUGGAAAUUGGUUAUCAUCAGCGAAAAACAUAGCCACAACAGAAUUAGAAAGCGAAAUAUAUGAAUUAAAUGCAAGAAAUCAAAUAACAUUAUGGGGUCCAAAUGGACAAAUAAGUGACUACGCUGGUAAGCAAUGGUCUGGAAUUGCAAAAGAUUACUUUUUACCUAGGUGGAAACUUUUCUUUAGCGAAUUAAAGAAAGCCAUUAAAAGGGGAAAAAAUUUUAGUGAGGGAAGGUUUAAAAAAAAAGUUUUAAGAGAAGUUGAACAUCCAUUUACCGUUUCAAAAAAAAUAUAUUCUACUACUGCACAAGGAAACACGACAAAGAUUGCAAGAGAUAUCUGGAAUUUUUGGAAUAAUCUCACAUUGACUAAAUCGGAUACUUCAUGGUAAAAUAAGGAAACAUUUACGGCUCUGAAUGUAAUUUCAAUUUAAAGAUUUAAAAUUAAUUUAAAUUAAUAUGGCGCAAUUAUUUUAAAAAAAUGUUUUUUAACAUUUAA